Symbiodinium sp. CCMP2592 is the source of this 390-nucleotide messenger RNA. NCBI's taxonomy places the organism in Eukaryota, Dinophyceae, Suessiales, Symbiodiniaceae. The record is from the annotation of a GenBank genome assembly.
AUGGCUACAUACAGCCGUGUCCUUCGGCAGGUAGAGUUGUGGGAGAACGAGCAAGCCCUGCAGGAGGCCCGCCAGCGAGACGCUGCCGCCGGUGAUGCAGGACCUGACAGCAAGAAGCCUCGCCUGACACUGCCGCCGGACUUUCAUAUUGGCUUCACGUCGGGCUCCGUUCACGGGGUGGUGGGUCGUAUGGCUGAGAGCCAGAACCCAUCCCGCGCGGCCGCCUUUCUCUCCGAGGGCGGCAUCUUCAAGCAGUGGCUCACCGACCAGGCAUCUGGCCAGCAGGGCCUCAUUACCCAGCUCACUGACCGCAUCGUCUGGGACAAAGCUACCGAUCGAACCACCGUGCUCGUCGUAAGCCCCAAAUCUCUAAACACUGUGGAGCCUUAA